Messenger RNA from Micropterus dolomieu (smallmouth bass), 1841 nucleotides. Its product is annotated as membrane-spanning 4-domains subfamily A member 4A-like. Lineage: Eukaryota; Metazoa; Chordata; Actinopteri; Centrarchiformes; Centrarchidae. The record is from RefSeq and is a predicted model, not a curated record. The coding region runs from base 103 to 714 and encodes 203 amino acids. Gene Ontology annotation, cellular component: membrane. The transcript is spliced from 6 exons.
GAAAAUACAAUGUGUGCUGCCGAGAGGGAGAGCAUACGUCUGGUUUGAUUAAUUCUUGUUCUCCCCUCCCACAACCAAACUCAACAGUAGAGUUCACUGGCAAUGGAGGGAUCUGAGUCAACACCUAGAGAGAGAACAACAGGACAGGCUGGGAAUCAGGAGGCAGACCUAAAGCCCCUGAUGUCCAGCAAGCCUCUGCAUCGCUUCAUCCGAAAAGAGCCCAGAAUUCUAGGGAUUGUCAUUGUGAUCUUUGGCUGUGCAGAGAUCCUGAUGGGAUUUCAGCUGGCCAGUGAAAGUGUGAAUACUUCUUGUAAAAUCUACGUUCCCUUCUGGCAGGGAGCCCUGUUUCUUGUCUGUGGAAGCCUGUCAAUCUACACUGAGGUACAUCCGUCCAAGAAGAUGGUGACCGUGUGUUUGGCCAUGUACGUGGUUUCCCUCUUGGGAAUCAUAGUCUCUGUUGGCUACAGGUUGUACUGCUUCUCCUCAUAUAACUUCAUUAAGUAUGGGGUGAUAAAUGGCUGGCACGAAGACUUGACCAUAGACGCUGUGGAUCAGCUUAUAGGCAUCGAAGGCAUAUUGUUCACUUCCUCGCUGUGUGUAUUGGUACUUCUCAUCUUCUUGAGUGCCGUCGCACGUUUAGCACUGAGAUCCACGCACACUCAGGUUAUUGUCCACUGCAUCCCGGGAGCGCUGAGUGACACAACAUCAAACUGAGAUCAACCUUCUUAUUCUACAGUAACUAAAACAGGUUCCCCUGCAGCACACCGACCCUUUGAAAGAAUGAGUCUGUACAGUGUAUUACAUGUGAAUGUCUUUUGCAAAGCUUGUUUCUGAAUCAAAGUGAUUCCUGUCAUCUAAAAGUCAUAUAAAUAUAUAUAUACAUAUAUAUUAUAAAAUAUUAUAAAUAUUAGUGUGGUACUGCCUAUGAAAGGGUACAUUUAAAAUGUGCAAAUAUGCAUUUAUUUACGUGGAAGUGUCUUGUGUGAGAAAAUCUUUUACAUGCACGUAACCACUUGUAACCACUAAUAUCUCUAUAGCAAGGCUUGUGUAUACUUACUGUAGAGGUCCUCUGUAAACUCUUACGUUACAUUACUUUUAUUUAAGCCUGAAGGUGAACAGGUCUUACAUACAUACAUACAUACGUACAGGUUCUUAAAUAGAUUCAUCUCCAUGGUAAUGUUAUAUAGUACAAAUAAUAAUAUACAGUGAUAUUAGUUAACACUGACAAUACUGGAUGUUUAAUGUCAGAGAAGCUCAUGCUUCUAUAUUUGCAUUAAAAUCAAUCAGAGGUACAUUUUCCUUUCUAUCCAAGAAAGAAAAUAUUUAGCCUUUAACCCACAUUAUUAUUACAUUAUGUGCAGUAUAAGGGCAUAGUUUAGACUGUCAUUUACUUGCAUCUUUUGAUAGGCAAUGUGAACUAUAUUCAUGUAGUUGAAGAUGUUUACAGAGUGACUUUGGAUGAAUGAGCACUGUGUGUGAGCACAGCACAUCCACCUGUGAUUGCAACUUUACAGAUGUUUAAAAGAAAUUGCCGUAUUUUUGAUUACCUUUGAGUGUUAAUAUCCUUGCAGAUGAACUGAUGAUGAAGUGACGUCGAUCCAGCAUAUUUUUCAAAGUUUAUGACUUAAUGUAUGUUUGUAUAGUUCAGUAUGUUCAUGACUGUGACACGAAGAGCCUGCUCGGAAGUCUGUUGCCAUCUUUUACCUGUGAGUCUCCUUGCAAAAGCGGCCCCCAGGACAGGACCACUUUUCAAGGAUUUAUCUUUAGCUUUUAGCUAUAUCUGGUGCAAUACAUGUUUUGUAUAUUGUCUUUGUUAAAUAAACAAAAUAAUAAAAUGCUCA